Messenger RNA from Tetrahymena thermophila SB210, 2979 nucleotides. RefSeq names its product oxoglutarate dehydrogenase (succinyl-transferring), E1 component. Gene Ontology annotation, molecular function: oxoglutarate dehydrogenase (succinyl-transferring) activity; thiamine pyrophosphate binding. The record is from RefSeq and is a predicted model, not a curated record. Lineage: Eukaryota; Ciliophora; Oligohymenophorea; Hymenostomatida; Tetrahymenidae. The transcript is spliced from 11 exons. Gene Ontology annotation, biological process: tricarboxylic acid cycle. Gene Ontology annotation, cellular component: oxoglutarate dehydrogenase complex; mitochondrion.
AUGUUGGCAUAAAAGACUAGCAAAGCUGUUUCUAAGAUGCUCUUCAAGAAUAAGAGCUUUUUUAAUUUCAGAACCACUAAGAAUCUCUUAGUGCAAAAGGAAAAUCCAAGCAAUUUAUAUGUAGAACAGAUGUUCGAUUAGUGGUCAAAGGAUCCAAACAGUGUUCAUGAAAUGUGGAGAGAUUAUUUUAGUUAAACCUCUCAAUAAAUUAUUGAACCUACUCUUUCUUCUUCAUAAGUUUCUCCUUUUGCUAUAGAAAACGCUUCUACAGUUGCUUUCUAAGCAUACAACCUCAUUAGAAACUAUUAGGUUAUUGGUCACUCACUUGCUGAUAUUGAUCCUUUGGAGCUCUAAAACUUUAAGGAAUUUGGUAAAAAAAUUUUAAAAUAUGACUACCUUGGUACAAAUUUGACUGAAGCUCAAAAGAAGGCAACAUUCUCCGUUUCUUAGGGUCCUUGGAUUAAAGAAAUAGCUCAUUUCUUAGAAGGAAAAGACACAUGGAGCAUUGGCGAAAUUAUUGAAAUUUGCAAAAAAAUCUACACUGGAAAGAUAGGUUUCGAAUACUAUCACAUCGAAAAUGUAGAUGAAAAGCUUUGGUUAUAAAAGAGAAUUGAAGAUAUUGGUCUUAAACCUUAAAAUAAUGUAGAUCGUAAAAAAACUCUUGAAAGACUUUUAAGAAAUGAAUAAUUCAAUCUCUUCUUGAAAAACAGAUUCUCUACUUCUAAGCGUUUCGGUAUUGAAGGUUGUGAUUCUUUCAUUUCUGGUUUAGGAGCUCUUGUUGACCAUGCUUGUGAAAAUGGAGUUUAAUCUCUCAUUUUAGGUAUGCCACAUAGAGGUCGUCUCAAUACAUUAGCAUGCGUUUUCAAUAAAAAUCCUGAAUAAAUUUUUGCUGAAUUCCAGGAAAUUAGAGAUAAGAGUUUAGAUGAUGCUGAAUGGGGUAAUUCUGGUGAUGUCAAGUAUCAUCUUGGUUGCACAACUGAAAAGGUCAAUCCUAGUGGAAAGAAAAUCAAAAUGAGCAUUCUUCCUAAUCCUUCUCACUUAGAAACUGUUAACCCCGUAACUAUGGGUUGCGUUAGAGCCGUUCAAGAUUUCAAGGGUGAUUCUACUGGUUUAAAAACUUUAGGUGUUUUGGUUCAUGGUGAUUCCUCAUUUUCUGGUUAAGGUGUCGUUUACGAAUCAUUGUAAAUGUAAGAAUUAGUUGGAUACUCUCCAAGAGGUAUUGUUCAUAUUAUUGUCAACAACUAAAUUGGUUUCACUACCACUCCUGCUGAAUAUAGAACUGGUUUAUAUUCAACUGAUGUUAUGAAGUCAGUCGAAUCUCCUAUUUUCCACGUUAAUGCUGACGAACCUGAUUUGGUUGAUGCAGUUUUUAGACUUGCUGUUGACUAUAGAAACACUUUCCAUAAGGAUGUUAUGGUUGAUAUUAUUGGUUACAGACUUUUUGGUCACAAUGAAUUGGAUGAACCCAGAUUCACUUAACCUAUGAUGUAUUCCAAAAUCGAAAAGAUGACUCCUGUUUACUAAAAGUACUCUAAGAGAUUAUUAGAUGAAGGAGUUAUUACACAAGCUGAAAUUGAGGAAUUAGAAAAGCACUAUACAUAAGCUUUAACCAGAUCUUACAUGACUUCUAAAGAAGAAAGCUUCAACGUUGCUGAUUGGAAAGCUAAGCCUUGGGAAGUAGUUGAUGUCAUGCAAACUGGUGGCAUGAAGGGAACUGCUUUUGAUUUAAAUAUGUUAAAGGAUAUUGGAAAGAAGAUUUGUGAAAUUCCAACUGAUUUUAAUAUUCAUCCUUAAUUAAAGAAAAUUUUCUAAGCUCGUUAAUAAUCUGUUGAAACUGGUGAACAUAUUGAUAUGGCCACUGCUGAAGCUUUAGCUUUUGCUACUCUUUUAACUGAAGGUUUUAAUAUCCGUAUUAGUGGUCAAGAUGUUGAAAGAGGUACUUUCUCUCAAAGACACGCUGUCUUAAAUGAUUAAGUUAGUGUAAAGAAAAUCAAACCUAUUUUAUAAUGCUUGCCUGAAAAUCAAAGAAACGACCAACGUUUCACCGUUGUUAACUCCCAUUUAUCUGAAUACGGUGUUUUAGGUUUUGAAUAUGGUUAUUCUAUCACAAAUCCUAACUGUCUCACUAUUUGGGAAGGUCAAUUUGGUGACUUUGCUAACGGUGCUUAAAUUAUCAUCGAUAACUACCUUGCAUCUGGUGAAGCUAAGUGGAACGUAUAAACUGGUCUUGUAGUUCUUUUACCUCAUGGUAUGGAUGGCCAAGGUCCUGAACACUCUUCAGGAAGAAUGGAAAGAUUCCUUUAAAUGUGUGAUGAUGAUAUUUAAUCUGCCAUUUCUUAACCUAAAACUAGACAAAGAGGUCAAGGAAGAAAGAUUAACUGGUCAGUUAUUUGCUGUUCUUUCUCUGCAAAUUAUUUCCACGCCCUUCGUAGAUAAAUGCACAGAGAUUUCAGAAAGCCAUUGAUUGCUUUCACUUCUAAGAAACUCCUUAGAUUUAAACCUGCUUGCUCAAAUAUCAAGGAAUUCACCGAAUUCACUGAUAACCCUAAUCUAUUUAAGAACGUUGUCCCCGAAACUGAAAAGAUCGUUGAAAGCUCCUAAGUUAAAAAGGUUGUUAUUUGUUCUGGUUAAGUUUAUUGGGAUCUUGUUGAAUACAGAUAAGAACACAAGAAGAAUGAUAUUGCUAUAGUAAGAAUUGAAUAGAUUGCUCCCUUCCCUUACGAAGAUAUUAGAAGUGCUAUUCAAAACUAUAAAAACGCUGAAUUUAUUUGGUGCUAAGAAGAACAUGAAAACAGCGGUGCCUGGACCUACAUUGAACCCAGACUUGAAAUAAUUUUAGAUGAAUUGAAAUCCGAAGGAUCUAUUAAGCACAACAAACUUAAUUAUAUUGGCAGAAAGAGAUAAGCUUCUACUGCUACCGGCUCAACCAAGGUUCAUAAGCUUGAAUUAGAAUCUAUCUUGAAGAAAAUAUUCAACUGA